Messenger RNA from Syngnathus typhle (broad-nosed pipefish), 826 nucleotides. It is a transcript of the gene lsm1, whose product is annotated as LSM1, U6 small nuclear RNA associated. Gene Ontology annotation, molecular function: RNA cap binding. Gene Ontology annotation, cellular component: P-body; Lsm1-7-Pat1 complex. Lineage: Eukaryota; Metazoa; Chordata; Actinopteri; Syngnathiformes; Syngnathidae. Gene Ontology annotation, biological process: deadenylation-dependent decapping of nuclear-transcribed mRNA. The transcript has 4 exons. The coding region runs from base 115 to 516 and encodes 133 amino acids. The record is from RefSeq and is a predicted model, not a curated record.
UUUAAUCAGAAUGCCUACAAAAGCAUUUCCGGUCAUCUUCCGCAUAAGAAACCUUUAGAAAUAUUCAUGGCGUGACGCUUUUGUAUACACGAAGGCAAUAAUCAGGCUUCCAAGAUGAACUACGUACCUGGGACAGCUAGUCUCAUAGACGAGAUCGACAAAAAACAUCUGGUUCUCCUCCGAGAUGGUAGAACACUCAUCGGAUACCUCAGAAGCAUUGACCAAUUCGCUAAUUUAGUUUUCCAUCAGACAGUUGAACGUAUCCAUGUGGGCAAGAAAUUUGGUGACAUCCCCAGAGGAAUCUUCAUUGUGCGAGGAGAAAAUGUGGUGCUGCUUGGCGAAAUAGAUGUGGAUAAACCAUGUGACACAGUCCUGCAGCAGGUCUCCAUUGAGGAGAUUCUGGAGGAGCAGCGGUUGAAGCAACAAACUAAGCAAGAAAUGGAGAAAGUGAAGAUGCAAGUCCUGAAAGACAGAGGCCUCUCCAUCCCCAAAGCUGAUAACCUGGAUGAAUAUUAACACAGCCCAUGAGCUGCUUCAGUUUGUAUCAGACUGGAAUCUUGGUUGAAUUUCAAAACAUGAUUUUAUGAGCACAAGGCAAUAUUUUGCUUUGCCUCCUUACUGUAGUGUACUGUAUACAUUUAAUUUGAAUGAAACUCUUUCAGUUUUUCGGUGUCGAAGGUGGCAAAACUCUUCGUUGUGGCUCAUUAUGAUAGCAAUUAUUUUACAGCAGCACUUUGUGUUACUCAAUGUGUUUGUAUUUGGAGAUAUAAAGGCCUGCAAGUGACACAAAGGUAAUGGAUAUGCUCCAUUAAAAUAUUAUUUUUUA